CAUGAAUCCAUAAAGCUGCGCCAAAAUGCUCUCGACUUAUUUAAUCGCACUACUGCUCAUCAGUAUGGUCUGCUUAACCGAGUGCUUUCGCCUGCGACAUCACCACAACAACAAGAUUUAUAGCAAGCGCGAGCUUGACUUGCAGCCGCGGCUGGCGGGUGGCUGCUCGUUCGAUACGAAAACCUCAAUGCAAGGAAACGUCUGUGAAAAAAUUGGCCAAGAUUCAAAAUGUAGCCAAGAGCCAAAAGGUGAUCCUAAGGCCAAGGCAGCAAGUAUUGCAGUAAAGGCAGCGCAGGAAGCUAAAGCCGCUAGUGAUGCACAAAAUGCUGCCGCAGAGGCAGCCGCCUCGCAGGUAAAGACGGAGCUGGCCGAUAAGGCGAUGCAAUCGGCGCGUGCCGCUGAAGCAGCGCUGGCGGGCAAGCAACAAAUCGUGGAGCAACUGUGUCACGAGCAACACGAGGCAGAGUCUGUGGUACAGGAGGUCUCCUCAUCUCUACAGAACACGCAGACGAAUGCAGAGCUGGCCCAGACAGCUGCAGGCGAAGCUAAGGUGCAGGUUGGUUUCCUAGUGCGACUUAUCGAGGCUGCCAAGCAGAAUUUGGGCAAUAUUGAAAACGUCGCUGUUGGUGCCCAACAAGAGCUCACCGAAAAGGGCCAGCUGCUGGAGGCAGCCAAGAAUCGUGUGGAGACCAUCAACCAGCAGCUUAUAAGUGCCAAGCAGGACUUCGAGAGGACCAAACAGGCGGCCUACAAAGCAGCCUGUGCGGCAGUGGAAGCCAAACAGAAGGCACAGAAGAAUAGACGCAGCGCCUGCUACCCAAGCGCCGAGUUAGGCAGCCUGGAAUAUAUGUAAUAUUGUUAUUUAUAUUUUCUGUUUGCUUAAAUAUAUUUAUACGAGAACAAAGGCCAUACC
Drosophila busckii is the source of this 913-nucleotide messenger RNA. RefSeq lists its product as uncharacterized. The transcript is spliced from 2 exons. The coding region runs from base 26 to 853 and encodes 275 amino acids. The record is from RefSeq and is a predicted model, not a curated record. Lineage: Eukaryota; Metazoa; Arthropoda; Insecta; Diptera; Drosophilidae.